Chiloscyllium plagiosum (whitespotted bambooshark) is the source of this 5225-nucleotide messenger RNA. NCBI's taxonomy places the organism in Eukaryota, Metazoa, Chordata, Chondrichthyes, Orectolobiformes, Hemiscylliidae. The record is from RefSeq and is a predicted model, not a curated record.
AAAACCCUGAAGAUUCAUGAAGUCCUCAGUCGCGGGGACGGUGGCAACACACGUGCUGCUCGGGCGGCCGGAGGACCAGCCGCGCACACUGGGUCCUCCAGCCCCGCCUCUCUCCUUCCUACUGGUUAGCGGACCAGCCGAAUGCACCCUCUGUCCUCCAGCACCGCCCUAUUCCCUCCUUAUUGGUUGGAGGACCAGCCUCACACCCCUUGGUCCUCCAGCCCCUUACCGUUUCUCCUAUUGGUUGGAGGACCAGACGCAGGCAAACACACCCACCCUCAGACCUCCAACCCCGCCCCAUUCCUUCCUUAUUGGUUGGAGGACCAGCGGCGCCGAAGGUUCUCCUGGCUCGACUGCCCCCUUUCUAUUGGUUGUGAACCGCCGUCAAUCACCCAUUGUGACCUAGCAUGGACCCUGGAAGUGAAGACAAGCGGGCGCGCGGAAAUUGGCAGCCAGUGCAAGUCCAGGGGAGCGGUCUGGAGCAGGCGGCUGGGCUGGGCGGAGAGCUGCAUUAAAAAUCUUUUAUUCCUGAUGAAGGGCUUUAGCGCGAAACGUCAAUUUUCCUGCUCCGCGGAUGCUGCCUGAACUGCUGUGCUCUUCCAGCACCACUAAUCCCGAAUCUGGUUUCCAGCAUCUGCAGUCAUUGGUUUUACCAAGUUAAAUACCUUCAGCCUAUCCUGAAUGAGAGGAUACCAGCUCCUUCCGCCUGAGGGGCCCAGGGUAACGACCUUCGGCCUGGGUGACCAAGCACCUCACAGUCCCCGUGGCCGGGGGGGGAGGUGAACGGGUUCUGAUUUUGGUGGAUUUAUCUUCGCUCUGCAGCCAGGCUUGGGAGAAUUGAAACAGAUGCAGAGAAUGCAGUCGGUCCGGAAGCAUCUGUUGGAGGAACGAUCAGAGUGAAUGUUUCCAGAAGUCGAGGGAAAAAAAAACUGAUUCGAGACAAAAAGAAACUGCAGAUGCUGGAAUCCAAGGUAGACAAGCAGGAGGCCGGGAGAGCACUGCAAGCCAGGCAGCAUCAGGAGCUGGGGAAGUCAACGUUUACGGGAAGCCGACCAGACUCAAGUGUGAGACUCGAAUACUGAAAUAGACGGUGGCAUGGGGUUGAGAUGUCCCUGGAAGGACGAGGGAACUUCUGUUGCUAAGAGACUUGCAGCUUCAGGUGAACAACAGAGGGAAACAGAAAGUCGAGUUGUCCGAGCUGAAUUUCCACCCUCUACCUGCAGUAAUGACCUUUGUAGACUCCUUGUAUUGGAAUUAGAAGGGGAGCAUUUCCAGAUGGGAAAUGCAAACCAAGCGCCACUUCAAGGUCAUCAGAGCCUCAAUGUCAUCCACUUCUGAAUGUUGAAAGAGAGAUGUUUGUGGGAAAAUAUUCUGAGCAUCACCGUGACUGGAAAAGCGCUGAGGUGGACACUGACACGGACACCUGAAAGAGACUGUUGCGACAAAAUGUUUUAACCUGCCUGAAAAAAAACCUAACUGAUCGCAGCAGGAAAAACUGUACGUGUUCUGUGUGGAUGAGGACUCAACUGAUCAUCCUACCUGGAAAGUCGCCAGGGUGCUGGCACCAUGGAGAAACCAUGGAAAUGUGAAGAUUGUGGGAAGGGAUUUAGUUAUCCUUCCCAGCUGGACGUUCACCGGCGCAGUCACACCGGGGAGAAACCAUGGAAAUGUGGAGACUGUGGGAAGGGAUUCAAUUACCCAUCCCAGCUGGGAAUCCAUCAGCGCAGUCACACCGGGGAGAAACCAUGGAAAUGUGGAGACUGUGGGAAGGGUUUCAAUUGCCCAUCCCAACUGGAAACACAUCGACGCAGUCACACUGGCGAAAGACCGUUUGCCUGCUCAGAGUGUGGCAAGGGCUUCACUAAACUGUCCAAUCUCACUGUCCACCAGCGUGUUCACACUGGGGAGAGACCUUUCACCUGCUCUGUGUGUGGGAAGGGAUUUGCAUUGUUAGCCAGCCUGCAGGGGCACCAGCGCGUUCAUACAGGAGAGAAGCCAUUCAGCUGCACUUCCUGUGGAAAGAGUUUCAGAUAUUCGUCCACACUCAUUGAACACCAGCGAGUUCACACUGGGGAGAGACUCUUCACUUGUACCGAGUGUGGGAAGGGAUUUACUCAGUCAUCCACCCUACUGAGGCACCAGCAGGUUCACGGUGGGGAGAGGCCAUUCACCUGCUCCGAAUGUGGGAAGGGAUUCACGCAGUUGUCCCACCUGCUCACGCACCAGCGCAUUCACACCAAUGAGAAGCCCUUCCUCUGCACUCGCUGUGGAAGGAGUUUCAGGCAUUCAGGCAGCCUCACCUCACACCAGCGCGUUCACACCGGGGAGAGACCAUUCAGCUGCUCUGUGUGUGGGAAAUCAUUCACCGAAUUAUCCAGCCUCAUUUCUCACCAGCGACUGCACACAGGGGAGAGGCCGUUCAGUUGCUCGGAGUGCGGGAAGGGAUUCACUCAGUUGUCCCACCUACUGUCGCACCAGCGAGUCCACACUGGGGAGAGACCGUUCAUCUGCGCUCACUGUGGAAAACGUUUCCGGCAUUCAGGCAGCCUAACUGAACACCAGCGCAUGCACAGUGAGGAGCAGCCGUUCACCCCCAUUGAACACGGGGAAGGAUUCACUCAGCGAACGAGCCCAGUGGUACCCCAUGAUAAUUCUGUGUUCACUGUUGAUGUACGUUGUGAACAGGUGUUAAGGAGGCUUCAUAAGGAUGGGAGGAUUUGCAGUCAGGAACCAGAAACUGAAAUGUCCCAUCAGGCCCAACACACCGUCAGCUCAAAUCGUGGUCGAGAUUUCAACGUGGAAGCAAAUAGUGGCAGAGACACGGGAGAGAAAUCGCACGUCUGUUCUACGUGUGGACGAGGCUUCGGCCAACUGUGUGACCUGGCGAGACACAUUCGCUGUCACACCGGGCAGAGGCCGUUCACGUGUCAGGUGUGCGGACGUGGCUUCAACCAAUCAUCCGGCCUGUCUGAACAUAAAUGCAGUCAGAGCCGGGAGAAGCCGUGGAAAUGUGGGGACUGCGGGAAGGGAUUCCGAAUCCCCUCUGAGCUGGAAGCCCAUCGGCGCAGUCACACGGGGGAGAGGCCGUUCACCUGCCCCGAGUGCGGCAGAGGAUUCAGUCGGUCAUCCACUUUGCAAAAGCACCAGCGGCUUCACACCGGAGAGAAGCCGUUCGCCUGCUCCGAGUGCGGGAGGGCGUUCGCGCAGUUGUCCGACCUUCGGACCCACCGGCGAGUCCACACCGGGGAGAGGCCUUUCACCUGCUCUGAGUGCGGGAAGGGGUUCGUUCAGUCUUCCACUCUGCAGAAGCACCGGCGGGUUCACACCAGGGAGAGGCCGUUCACGUGCUCCAGGUGCACGAAGAGAUACACUCAGUUAUCCGACCUGCUCAGACACCAGCGGGUGCACACCGGGGACAGGCCGUUCGCUUGCUCCGAGUGCGGGAAGGGAUUCACUCAGUCCUCCCACCUGCUGAGUCACCGGCAGGUCCACACUGACAGGAGACCUUUCAAAUGCCCAGACUGUGGGAAGUGCUUCAAAAGAUCUGGGGAGCUGACACGCCAUCAACUCAUUCACACCGGUGAGAGGCCGUUCAGCUGCUCUCACUGCGCGACUGGGUUCAGGCAGUUGUCUGACCUCACUAAACACCAGUGGGUUCACACCGAGGAGAGGCUGUUCACCUGCUCCAUGUGCGGGAAGGGAUUCGCUCAGUCAGCCACCCUGCUGACACACCGACGCAUUCACACUGGGAAGGGGCUGUUGACCUGCGCCAAAAUUGUUUUGAUCAUGAGGACAUUAUGGAAAUCCUGCAAAACCAAGGACGGCGGCCUGAAACUGGGCUGCACAAUAGGGGUCACGGAAGAGCCGAAGGAGCAACUGGCGUUUGGAACCCUCCACUGCAAUGUUCUCGUUUGGAGUCUGGGGUCUGCAGAAGGUCUCAAUGAAGCCUCCCUUGAGCAAGCCAGGCGCCUCCUACCUGCCCCCUCCGCCCUCGCGGCCGCUUGUCUCCAGCCUCAGCGCAUGCUCCAGGUCUCACCGGUCCUCCUGGUGAUUGACGGUGGCCCUGGACCAAUUAGACGGGUGGACGUUGUUGACGGACAAAGGGGAAUAUUACAGGAAUCCAGCCAACCCAACGUCUCAUCAAAAUCUAACAAAUAUUCAUCAGGACCUAGAUAUUAUCGACCUUUGAGAGAUUUGAGCAUGGAAGGAAAGAGUACCGUUCACAGCGAAGAGGAACCGUAUAUGUGUUCUGUAUGUGGGCAAGGGUUUAGCCAAUCAUCUGACCUGUCAGAACACAAUUGCAGUCAUGAGAAGGACAAGAGCUGGACAUGCGGGGACUGUGGAAAGGGAUUCAAUUAUCCAUCUCAGCUGGAAGCUCACCGCCGUUGUCACACAGGGGAGAAACCAUUCACCUGCUCCAAAUGUGAGAAGGGUUUUACUGCCUUAUCUACCCUGGUGAUACACCAGCGUGUUCACACUGGGGAGAAACCUUUUAAAUGCCUCGUCUGUGGGAAGUGCUACAAGCGUUCUGGCGAAUUGAUGGCUCAUCAACGUGAUCACACCGAUGAGAGACCUUUUAAAUGUACACACUGCGAGAAAUGUUAUAAAACGUCUGGCGAACUGAUGUCCCACCAACGUGUUCACACUGAUGAGAAACCGUUCAGGUGCUCUCACUGCGGGACUGGGUUCAAGAGGUCGUAUGAGCUCACUGUUCACCAGCGAGUUCACACUGGGGAAAGGCCAUUCAUCUGCUCCAAGUGUGAAAAGAGAUUCACUUGUUCAUCCAACUUGCUGAAACACCAGCGACUUCACACAGGGGAGCGGCCGUUCAUCUGCCCUGACUGUGGGAAGGGGUUCACUCAGUUAUCCAGCCUGCAGGUGCACCAGCGAAUUCAUACUGGGGAGAGGCCAUUCACUUGUUCAGAGUGUGGGAAGGGAUUUAUCCAGUCAUCGAAACUGCUGACACAUCAGCGAUUUCACUCUGGGGAAAGGCCGUUCACCUGCUCUGAGUGUGGGAAAGGAUUCACAACCUCAUCCCACUUGCUGACACACCAGCGAGUUCACAAGUAGCAACAAGUGAUUGGAGUUUGCUGGGAGGGGUGGUGGUUAAUCACAUCCAGGACUGAACCACGUUCAUUGGGGUCUGCUUCAGGUGAUGUUACUGAAUUUCUUAUAAGGUCUAAUAAUGCAGAUGAAAGUCAAAUAAAUCAGCUUUGUGUUCAGCA